Molecule: messenger RNA, 538 nt
Organism: Phragmites australis (common reed)
Lineage: Eukaryota; Viridiplantae; Streptophyta; Magnoliopsida; Poales; Poaceae
Exons: 2
Coding region: 77-421 (114 amino acids)
Source: RefSeq, a predicted model, not a curated record
CUCUAUUAUCUCUCUCCACACAUGUGGACGAGAAAGAAAACCAGUGGUUCAGUACACACCGCCACAGCUGGACAGCAUGCUGCGGUGGCGCGCCGGCGCCAGUACCAUCGCUCCCGCCCCGUCUGCGCCCCGGCGAGCAGCGCGCAGCCGCUGGCGCCACCGCCUCCGGCCGCGCAGCGCGAAGGAGCCCGCGACGAACGAGGACCGAGCCGGACGCAGCGUGCUCAACAGGAGCGUCCUGCUGCGGUCCGGCGUCGCGCUCUUCGCCCUCGGCUUCGUCGAUGCCGGCGGAGACUGGUCUCGCAUCGGCGCCAUCUCCAAGGACGCCGAGGAGCUGCUCAAGCUGGGCGCCUACGUCGUCGUGCCGCUCUCUCUGGCCCUCGUGUUUUCGUUAUCCGAAGACAGCAACAAUCGAUCUUAGGGUUUGAGAAGAUCGAGCUUCAUUUCGUCUAGCAUCUAACUCAGGCCUCGUGUUGCAGACUCGUAUUGGAUUGGUUCUCGCGCUAUGUGCCAUUAAGCUCUAGUCUUUACCGCUGUA